Molecule: messenger RNA, 1089 nt
Organism: Sardina pilchardus (European sardine)
Lineage: Eukaryota; Metazoa; Chordata; Actinopteri; Clupeiformes; Clupeidae
Product: cathepsin B-like
Exons: 10
Coding region: 85-1077 (330 amino acids)
Cellular component (GO): lysosome
Molecular function (GO): cysteine-type endopeptidase activity
Source: RefSeq, a predicted model, not a curated record
CACACACACACACACACACACACACCUGCUGUGACCAGGCAAAGAUCACUUCUUCUACUGCAGUUCUGAGAGAACACACACAGAAUGGCAUCCGUCACUCUCCUGUGCCUCCUCUCCCUCCUGUCAAUCACCUGGGCGAAGCCCCGCCUCUCCACCCCAGCAGAGGACAUGGCCACACUCAUCAACAAGGCCAACAGCACCUGGAGGGCUGACUCCAGUUUCCAGGGUUUGGGCACCAGUGAUGUGAAGAGUCUGUGUGGUACCAUCCUGAAUGGACCAAAGCUUCCGACCAUUGAGCUGUCUGUAGAGGGCGUGUCUCUGCCCGACACCUUUGAUGCCCGGCAGCAGUGGCCCAACUGCCCCACCAUCCCACAGAUCCGUGACCAGGGCAACUGCGGCUCCUGCUGGGCCUUUGGUGCCGUGGAGGCCAUCUCUGAUCGGAUCUGUAUCCAUAGCGAUGGGAAGGUCUCCGUGGAGAUCUCAGCAGAAGACCUGCUGACCUGCUGUGAUGGGUGUGGGAUGGGGUGUUUUGGUGGGUUCCCCUCUUCAGCCUGGGAGUUCUGGACCAAACAGGGCCUGGUGACAGGAGGACUCUACUCAUCUAAAGAAGGCUGCAGGCCCUACUCCAUCGCCCCCUGUGAGCAUCACGUCAACGGCACGCGCCCCCCCUGCUCUGGGGAGCAGGACACCCCGAAGUGCACGAGCCAGUGCAUCCCAGAGUACCGCCUGUCCUACCCCAAAGACAAGCACUACGGUAAGGACUCGUACGGCGUCCCCUCAGACCAGAACCAGAUCAUGAUGGAGAUCUACAAGAACGGGCCGGUGGAGGCAGCCUUCAGUGUGUAUGCAGACUUCCUGCUCUACAAGACAGGUGUGUACCAGCAUAUCACUGGGGACAUGUUGGGGGGCCAUGCCGUGAAGAUCCUGGGCUGGGGGCAGGAGAACAGCACCCCCUACUGGCUGGUGGCCAACUCCUGGAACUCAGACUGGGGAGACAAGGGCUACUUCAAAAUCCUCAGAGGACAGGACCACUGCGGCAUCGAGUCGGAGAUUGUGGCGGGGAUCCCUCGUAUGUAGACCCCCCCCCCC